AUGGGCAGACCAGUCGACCAGUCCGCUUCCACCGACAUCCCGCCAUCCCUUGGGUUUUCCCAGACGGUUCUUCAGCCAGAGGUGCAAUCAACCGUUGAUGGAAUCAACAGCACAAAUGUGCAGGCAACGAUCGAAGCUGCGCAAAAGGCGCCAAUCGGCAUUCUGAAGAAGUUCGAGAACCACUCGUUCUCCGGGUACGGCUUCAACACCAUCUUCCGACCGCACAGCACCAACAAAAAGACACCGACUGGUCUUCAUGUUACUCCUCCUUCUGACCAAAACCCCGACAACAUUUUGCAACUCAACCUUACUCGGGAAACCAUGAAAUUCGACCUUAGGCUUGGAGCUGUUCCCAACCGCGGUUUGAUCGACCAAGCCGACAUCAACCUUAACGGAGUGCCUUACACACAGAAGAUCUUUGAUCUGAUGGAGCCUGAGGUCGAAAAACCUCUCAUUCAUUUCGAGAACGGACUUUGGAUGCACGUUCCAGCUACAACUAUGCCUGCUCUACAGGCUUCUCUUGCCCGCAUGGCUUCUAUUCCUCACGGCACAACCAUCAACGCCCAGUCUUUCUCUGCGCCUGUUACCUCCGAGGGUGCGCCUAGCAUUGAGUCUGUCUCAAUCACGCCCUUCAAGAUUGUUGAUCCAACACAAUUGAUCCCAUUUCCUAGUCAACAGGCAGAUAACAAGAACACCUUUCGUCUUCCCCAAGAUCUGACCCCUUUCAUCAAAGCUGAAACCGUCACCCAGGAAAUGAUUACCAACCCCAAUAUCGUCUUGACGAACGCCAACAAGGGCAAGGAAAUCAUUGAGCACACCACUUACACUAUCUCUACAUCUCCACCGGAAUCUAAGCUCGGUGGGGGCACCAGCAACAUCGGCUUCCUCAUCGGUGAUGGUUCGCAGGGCAAUAAUCCUCAGCCAGAGAAAAACGUGAACAGAGCCAACGCCAACGCAGUAAAAGUUACAGCCACCUACUGGAUCUCGAAGGUUCGCGCGAAACUCUUCCUCAAGCAGUUCACGCCCACAAUGGAGGAGCCAACGAAGAAGUUCUCACCGGUUGCCUUUCGCCCAAACGAUGCGGUUCCUGUCUACACCGUUGAUUUCAAGAUUCCACGGGACAAGGAGGUUACGGUUGAGUACACCCAGAUCCAGUACUCUCAGACUGUCUUCCUUGACUUUGCAACUCUCAGCUGGCCGCACGCUACCGUUGCCACUCUUGCCCCAACUGAUCUGAAGCUGAAGCCCUCUAUCCUGCGCGAGUAG
Colletotrichum spaethianum is the source of this 1266-nucleotide messenger RNA. RefSeq lists its product as uncharacterized. NCBI's taxonomy places the organism in Eukaryota, Fungi, Ascomycota, Sordariomycetes, Glomerellales, Glomerellaceae. The transcript has a single exon. The coding region runs from base 1 to 1266 and encodes 421 amino acids. The record is from RefSeq and is a predicted model, not a curated record.